Macadamia integrifolia is the source of this 1476-nucleotide messenger RNA. Its product is annotated as peroxidase 17-like. The transcript has 3 exons. Gene Ontology annotation, molecular function: peroxidase activity; heme binding. The record is from RefSeq and is a predicted model, not a curated record. Lineage: Eukaryota; Viridiplantae; Streptophyta; Magnoliopsida; Proteales; Proteaceae. Gene Ontology annotation, biological process: response to oxidative stress; hydrogen peroxide catabolic process. The coding region runs from base 159 to 1190 and encodes 343 amino acids.
AAUUUAAAGACCCUCAUCCCCCAUCCUUACCCUACCAAGCCUCACACUCCCCUCCCCUCCCCUCCCUCCCCAUAACAACUUGAGAAGUGAGACAGAUCCAUCAACCCCAAGGCACCCAACCCAGUAAUCCACCACCCUAACUUCUGCAGAAGUCCAAAAUGAUGUCCACUCUCCCUCUUGCACAGUGGGUGAUCCUACUCUUCUUCUUCCAUAAGAUGCUGAUCUUGACCACUGCAACAGAACUGAAGCAGGGUUUUUACGCAGAAACAUGUCCAGGAGCAGAAUCGGUGGUGAGAGAAGUGAUGAAGAAAGCCAUGAAAAGGGAUCCAAGAAAUGCAGCAUCUGUCAUGCGCUUUCAGUUCCAUGAUUGCUUUGUUGAUGGCUGUGACGCUUCUUUAUUGCUAGAUGACACACCUAAUAUGCUUGGCGAGAAACUCUCUCUGUCAAAUAUAAACUCGCUGAGAUCAUAUGAAGUCAUCGAUGAAGCAAAGGAGGAGUUAGAGAAUCUCUGUCCAGGCGUUGUAUCAUGCGCAGAUAUUAUUAUCAUGGCCUCUAGAGAUGCCGUCGUAUUGACCGGAGGACCCAAUUGGGAAGUCAAGCUGGGAAGGAAAGAUAGCUUGAUGGCUAGCCAAGAAGACUCCAACAAAAUCAUGCCAAGCCCAAGAGCCACUGCAAGCGCGCUCAUCGAUCUAUUCAGUGAGUUUGAUCUCUCUGUAAAGGACCUUGUAGCCCUCUCUGGUUCUCACUCGAUUGGCAACGGACGGUGCUUCUCAAUUGUCUACCGCCUCUACAAUCAGUCGGGCACAGGCAAGCCUGACCCUGCGAUGGAGCCCGAGUAUAGAGAAAAGCUUGACAAGCUCUGCCCAAUAGGAGGAGACGAGGAGAUAAUAGGAGACCUUGAUGCAACUCCACAUGUUUUCGAUAAUCAAUAUUUUAAGGACUUGGUCUCUGGAAGAGGAUUUCUCAAUUCAGAUCAAACUCUAUACACCAAUGAAUGGACUCGCGAAUUCGUGCAAAACUUCAGCAGCAAUCAAGAGGAGUUCUUUAAUGCCUUUGUCGAGGGUAUGGUGAAAAUGGGUGAUCUCCAAUCUGGCCGUCCGGGAGAAAUCCGGCAGAAUUGCAGAGUUGUUAACCAGCGACCUAUGGAAAUCUUGAUUGAGACUUUAGAUGAUGAACUAAUAGAGAAGUGAGAGAUAGAAGAGAUUAUCAUUACCAGUGUAAUAGUCUGAUCAGUAGUAUUGGAUAGAAAGUAAUAAAGAUGAGAUUAGAUGUUAGCUUUCAUGGAAAACCAUUAGAAGAAAACUACUGCAAAUGUGAGAAUCCCAUUGUAGAAUAGAUGGACAGGCAACUUGGAACUUGCCUUGCUAAUCCUGUGCAAUUGCGUUAGUUGUUGCAAAUUGCAAUAGGGUGUGGGGCACGUUUGGCAUCAUCUAUUUUGAGUGAUUCUACUUGGAAAUUGGAAUUGGUUUUUAUGCA